This is a messenger RNA of Styela clava, 4453 nucleotides long. Its product is annotated as receptor-type tyrosine-protein phosphatase alpha-like. Lineage: Eukaryota; Metazoa; Chordata; Ascidiacea; Stolidobranchia; Styelidae. Gene Ontology annotation, biological process: protein dephosphorylation. Gene Ontology annotation, molecular function: protein tyrosine phosphatase activity. The record is from RefSeq and is a predicted model, not a curated record.
UUUCUAUUAUUUUAUUUUUAUAGCUUCAGUUAGACAAACACGCCUAGUGCGUGAGCUUGUAUAUAUUUUUGCGCUUAGCUUAGCCUUUUAGAUUUAUUUUUUCAAUCGACAACUAAUUGUCAAGAGACUCAACAAAUCACUGGAUGUAAAAAGAUUGUCACAGUAAAGAAAUACAUUCAGCGAUGUUUAAACGCAUCAACAAGUUGAGCAGACGGUUCGGAAAGAAAAAACCGAAAGAUCCUUCGCCUUCGUCUUCUCAAAAUGAUGUCACAAAGCUUGAUGUCCCUCACUACAGUGACGACACAGUACCACAUAGCAAAUCAAUGCCUGAAUUAUGCGAUGGAGAUCCGGAUUCACUCAAAGUUAGCGCGGGAAAAGGGAUUGAUCUAUGCAACAAUGAAACCCCCUGUGACGACAUAGAAACGAUUCCCGUUACGACAAGCAGCGAAGAAAGCAUUUCCCAGACUGCUGGCAGUCGGGGAGACGACAUGUCUAUUCGAAUCGAAGAUUUACAAAAUGUUUAUAAUAAGAAGCACGCAGAUGAGGAUCGAUUAUUCAGAGAAGAGAUGAAGGGCAUCUCAACAUAUGUAUCUAAAAACCCGUCAACUUGUGAAUAUGCAAAAUUGCCCCAGAACAGAGAGAAAAAUCGAUACAAGAAUAUUGUUACAUCUGAUAAAGCUCGAGUAGUGUUGGAGCGCAUCAAUGACGACCCGUUCUCAGAUUAUAUCAACGCUUCUUAUAUAGACGGCUACACCAAAAAGCGAAAAUUCAUUGCAACUCAGGGACCUAAACCAAGCACUGUGAACGAUUUUUGGAGAAUGGUUUGGGAACAUGGGUUGAAGGUUAUCGUCAUGGUAACGGACUUCCGGGAAAGCGGAAAACCGAAAUGCGAACGAUACUUUCCCGAAGAAGGGGUCAUGGAAUGCGGCAAUAUUUGCGUAGAAACCACGAAAGUUACAUCAUACGGUGGGUACCAUCAACGUACACUCGCUGUCAGUCUAUCUCCAGGAGAGGUCUAUGAUAACGACAGCGUUCAAGAAGUCACAGAGAAAACGGAAGAACCAGAGGUACGAUACAUCACUCAUCUUCAAUGCAAACGUUGGCCCGAUCACGGGGUUCCCAAAUCAACAUCAGCCAUAUUUAGGCUUCAUCAGAAAAUGUUGGAUUCUCAGCCAGAGGACUGCGAUACACCGAUACUGGUUCACUGCAGCGCCGGAGUCGGACGUACUGGAACAUUGGUCGGGCUGGAUAAUCUUAUCUCACAACUGGCAACCGAGAAACUGAUCAACGUUCAUGAUACUGUGGUUAAAAUGAGAGAACAGAGAACUGAGAUGGUGCAGAGCAUGGACCAGUACGUUCUUCUACACAAACUUAUACUUGAACAUCAUUACUUAGGGAAUACGGAUUAUAAUGUUGCGAAUUUUGAAAAACAUCUUGAGGAAAUGAACAAAGUCGAUGAAGAGUCAGGAAAAACAAAAUUCGAAUCAGAAUUCGAACUUUUAUCGCUUGUUCCCCCACAGAAUGCCAGAUUCAGUUCGGGUUCGAUGUCACACAACGCUCCUAAAAAUAGAGAUGAAAAAGUCAUUCCAUAUGAGCACAGCCAAGUUUUUAUACGAAUGAGACCAACAGAAAUGAGGCCGCCUUAUGUCAACGCUUCGACUUUGUUGGGUUAUGACGACACAGUCAAUCUCAUUGCCGCGCAAGAUCCGUUGCCAUCGUUACUGGAAGAUUUUUGGCGAGUUAUCAUUGAUAAUUAUGUAACCUGCAUCGUCAUGCUGGCGCCCACCAUAAAGGACGAAAUUGAAUAUUGUCCUCAGUAUUGGCCUAGUGAUGACGUAAUGGAGUUUGGUGACAUCACAAUUAAACACGAAGAAUCAGUAGACCAUGACGAUUUCGUUGAAACCAGAUUAACAAUAUUAACAGACGACAGAGAGAAGCUCGGUCGCUCCAUCACACAUCUUCAUUAUAAAAACUGGUUGGAGAAUCAACCUCCACCAGACCGUAGUGACGUCACAAUACUUGAUAUCAUUGCUCACGUAGACAAACACAAAAGAAACGAAGAAAAUGGCGGGAAAACGAGGGUUCUUGUGCAUUGCAGCGAUGGAGCAGGCAUUACAGGCUCAUUCUGUGCGGUUGUGAAUCUCGUGCAACGUUUAAAAUGCGAGAACAAAGUCGACGUUUUCAGGGCGAUAAAAGAUUUAAGAGAUUGCAGGCCUGGAAUGGUGAAAACAGUGGACCAGUAUAAAUUCUGCCACGACGCCAUAGCAACGUAUUUACGAUCAUUUGAUCUCUACUCCAAUGGAAGAUAAUGACGGCGAGAAACUCCUGAUUUUUUUUGUCUUCAGAUCGUGUUUCAUCAGGUCCAGAUUUGUUUCCAGUUUGAAUUAUUUCUAAAACGGUUUUAGAUUACUGCAAUUUCUUUUUAAAUUUAUCGAGAACACAUGUCUUGAGAGUGGGGCGCCGACUUUUUGUGACCCCUAAUAUCAAGUAACUCGCGAAACUAGUUUAUUCAUACUAUUUUCUUAAUAGUAAUUUAUAAAAUUGAACGCGAAGACAUUGCAGGUUACUUUGCUAUCUCGUGUAAACAAAAUGUCGUAUCAAAAGCAGUUGUAAUAUGACGUCAUCGUACGAUUACAUUUAUUUAUUGAUAAUGAUUUCUGUUUUUUUUUAUUUUAUAUUUUUCAUUCCUGUAUCCAUUCUAGUAUUAUGACGUCUUCCAGACAUUGACGUCACUAUUUGAUGAUGUCACGCAUCACGUUUCUUCAAUACUUUUUGAAUAUAGUGCAAAAUGCAGCUUCUUCAUUGUACUUUUUUGAUAUUUAUUAUCUAUGCCUUUGUAAAUAUUGUUCCAUAUUCUUGUUUUAGUGAAUAGGGCCAUGUUGUUAGUCUUACUUAUGAAACGGAGAGAUUAUUUCGCUUUGUUUUACACAAUACGAAUUGUGCAUAUUUCAAAUAUUAACCAACCCACCGAAGCUGGGAAACCUGCUUAGGUUAUCUGGUCAGUCUUGUACUCACUUAUGCUUUAUUACCUAAAACUUUCUGGCACCCAUAGUAUAGUAUCAACUUCCUCACACUUUAUUAUUUGGCUUAUUUUUGCUAUCAAAGUUCGCCGGAUGCGCUAGUUGAUCAAAAAUUAGUUCUCAAAUGUCUUUAAUGAAAUUGAAAUCCCCGCACCUGUCGAAUAUGCACAAAUUAUAAGGCAUACAUUACACCUCCUUAUCGGAACCAAUUCGAAAAGUUUGUAUGACGAUUUUCUAGAUUACUUUUUAUAUUGUGAUAUUUUUCUUCAUCAAUGUUUAUAUAUUUAUAAUUCUGUAUUUGCCCAGAGAUGAUACGCCACACGCAAAAGAUUACUUUUAAGAAAAUAUUCCGAUUCUUCUCACACACUACGUGCGUCUUCCUAAAUGUUUUUGCUGUGUCGCGAUGUCACUACACACACACUAUAAGGAAAUGUAUAAAUCCCCUCGUAUUUAUAAAGUUAUAAAUAAAAUAAAUCAAACGUAAUUUGGACCGCAAAAUUUUAGCAAAAAUACUUUAAUUGAUAAACCAAAAUAACCGUUCUGUCGAUGCUAAGGUGAUCGGUAAAAUACAGAAAGCUAAAGUUGGGCAAGUCUACGACAGAGAUGCUAUCGAAUGAAAAAAAAAUUUUGGCAGGCGUGUUAUUGUUUCUUUUUCGUGGACUUUUUAUAGCAGGGAUGAUUAACUUGUAGGGUUAACACACAAAAACGAAUUCAUGUAAUUUGGAACAUAUUGUAGAAUAAACAUAACUUUUGUUUGAAGUGUCCUGGAUUUGUGAAACUUUGGGUACAAAGACACACAAACAUAAAUUGAGAAAUUUGCGUUCUGUUUUUUUUUCAACCUGUAUCAUUCAGCCCCGUAUGUAAAAUCAGUGCCGUUGCGUGAUGACUCCGAACCUGCAAAUUGAGAGUCUGAAAUUGUUCCAUCGGUGCUCUGAUAUGAAAAACAGAUCCGAUAUAGCCUUAAUUAAAUGCAAAAAUGGUCUUCAAUUCUACCGUUAAAUGAAUUCAAUUCUACCGAUAAAAUGAAACAAAUGGUUCAAAGGAUUGGCAUUCACAGGCAAUAAUAUCGAAGAAUCUCCCAGUUUCAGCAAAUUUUUUCAGCAAAAAAAAUUGGCAAACCUAUGAACCAUUUUUGGCCAACCAAUAAGAGGAUAGUCAUAAGUUUUCCUUUUUGCGUGUAAAAAAAUGAGUGGGUUGCUUUGUUCCGAGCAGUUAUGGGAAUUUUGGCGUUUUUUCUAGUAUUGCAGCUCCGAAGUAAAAUCGAAAUGGAAGUAUAUGAACUUGCUAACAUUUACGAUGUCAUAACUUAAAAAUAUUGAUAAUUUUUAUGCAUUUAUUUAUAGCGUUCGUGUAAUUGUGAUAUCAUAUGAAUACCCCCUUUCUCCUUUUGUUUUCAAAUGAAUAAAUUGGUCCUGGUCAUUCCUUGUUUGUAA